Molecule: messenger RNA, 1897 nt
Organism: Aspergillus caelatus
Lineage: Eukaryota; Fungi; Ascomycota; Eurotiomycetes; Eurotiales; Aspergillaceae
Exons: 1
Coding region: 685-1746 (353 amino acids)
Source: RefSeq, a predicted model, not a curated record
AGAGAGUUUUACUAAUACAAAGUCCCUCACUAAAUGGCUUCUAGCCCUAAAUUAAUUAAUUAGUGUGAUUUCUUUUCGAGUGAAUAUAUUUGUCAGGGAGACACCGCUGCCAGCCAAUGAACCAGCGACGAGCCGUGGGAUAUGUGACACUACCGGAACAAGGAUAAACCGGUCCGGGAAUAUCGGUUGACACUGUUAGUGGGGAAACCGCGAACGGCCGUUGAACCGCGGCUCUGCUGCCACCGAACGCCUACCCGGCACGAAGAUUUAGCUUCCUGUUCGGGGGUAUUUUCGCUCUAGUGGCCGCUUUUACCCACUUCAGCACGCCUUGAUCUAAAAAACCCCGCGCACAAAUAAAUGACACUCACUUUCCCUUCCUCUUUCUCUUUCUUUUCUUCACCUCCUCAAGCGAACCCUUCAGAUUGGACAUUUCCCUCUCAUCAACUCCGAUAUGUGACUCUAAUUAGACCGCCUUCUUUGUUGGGACUAGCUCCUAAUAUCACCUGACACAUCUGAGGGAGCUGAGGUAAUAGGAAUUCAUUUCGCUCUUUCAGGACAAUGAUACUUACGCGGUCCUGUUGGCUCCUACCAUUUCUGCCUACAAGACUCCUGUACACAGCACCUUUAUAAGCACAAGCAAGCGCAAGCUGCUACCUUAAAUGUUACAGUUUUGAAUCCCACACUAUGGCUACUACGCAUACAGAUGGCAGCCCUUGGGGCUUCGCUGAUGAAGACUUUGUCAUGGAGGAUUACGAAAACUACCCGUCCAGCUUUUGUAAUCUACAAAACGAGAAUCUUUUCCCGAGAUCGAAAUUUCCAAUGUUUCGUGAAAGAGAUACUCCUGCCGCGCGCAAUGCCUAUACACUAAUUCAACCGGCGCUUCUCCUUAUGUCACGAAUUAUAAUUCAACGCUGGGAAUCUUUUGGCAUCUUCGUUCGGCGUCGACACUCAGGCCUCCCGGAUAUAUGGCUUGAUGCUGAUGUGGAGCUGGAAUUAUCAAGGGAUGAGACUAUUGGAUGCAUCAAAAAUGCCAUUCCUGACAUUGAUUUUGAUCCUGAUAUGCACCCAAAUUCUUCCCCAUUUGCAGAGACAACACUGUGCCCCAAGGCAAUGUCAGAUCUGAUAACCUUGGACUACAAUAUUAUUCGACUCUUGAAGGAUUUGACUUCAACCCACAAUCAGAAACUAGCAGGUCUAGUCUUUCUGGCAGUUUUACUGGGGCAUGAACUAGCCCAUGUAUUGGAGUUCCGUAGCAUUCGAGCUGGUCAACUAUGUUCUGAUAACGAGCCAUUUGAGACACCUCCUGGUGUAACCUGCCGCGAGGCCGGCACUGCUUGGGAAACUCGUACAUUCGGAGGUCGAGUUUAUCCAAUCUGUCAAGCCGAGAAUUCUUUACUGAACAUUCGAGGCCUGUGCAUCAAAAGUAGUGCAUGGAAUUUUGAUAUGAUGAAAGUGAAUGAGAACUGGAUUCGUCAACUUUUCACAGAGUCACAUUGGAUUAUUGCGCUGCAUCCCCUACGGCCUCCAAUUGACAAAUAUGCACAAUAUGCUAUUCUCGAGGACGAGCUAAUUGAUGAGCGAUGUGACCUACUAAUAAAGAGCAAAGUACGUGGAAAUGACGUACGUGUUGAAUCUGGGAGUCCUAGGAAGAAGCCUAGGCCGAUCAUACCCGUUAAUAUCUGUGGAGGUAAGAAAGUGCAAAUGGGCUUCCAGGAAAGGACUUCAGGUGCACGCAUCAACUCCUAGUGUAUUUUCAUUCUAAAUUCUUAUUCAGAAUGAGUUCUGGCGUGCUUUGCUGGCGUUUACGGAUGGAGGGGACUAGAAAUUAAGAGUAAGUAUAUGUAUACCAGAUUUUCAUAAUAAUUAGCGGCGUAUUAUCCAUUCUCUGUUAAAUUCA